GUCUUGAGAUUUCUUUCCUAUCGGUUCUUGUCUCUGUGAAUUGUUCUUUGUUUUUGUCUGCCCUCGGCUUCAUUUUUCUUCCAAGUUGGGUUCUUUUUGGAGAUUUCGAGGUCCCCAAUUGUUUUUUUUUUUUUUUUACCAAAUUCACUUUUUUUCUCCUCGUUAACAUUUGCUGCAGUCUCCGAUUUGGUUGAUUUUCUGCUGAGUUCGGGGUUUCAUCCUUAGGGUUUCGGUGAUUUGGAGCAGAAGUGAUGUGUUAGACCAAGAGAGAGAAUGAUCAUACCAAAGCAGUACCGUUGCAUUCACUCUCCGAGCUGCCAAUGCACGAGAGGCCAUAUAAGUGAAGAUGUCUUAUUGUUGGUUUUCCAGCACUUGAAUUGGAACCCUAAAAUAAUCUCAACCCUUUCCUGUGUGUGCAAAUGGUUUGAUGAUUUCGCAAAGCGGGUUCUCUGGAAGGAGUUUUGCAAAACCCGUGCCCCGAAAAUGAUGCUUGAUCUGCAAUCUAGCGGUAGCCACUGCAUCGACGGGAACUGGAGGGCACUCGGGAAACUUCUCAUUUACUGUUCAGGAUGCACACAAGGUGGUCUGUUUAACAGCAGUGUUCAAAUACCGGGUCACUUUGUUUAUAGAACCCGGUUCUCAAGAACAUUGGGGAGAAGCCUUCUCCCGCCUCAAUGUAGAACCGAUGUUCUCUACGUUUGUGAUCCGUGUGAGCAUCUUGACCAAGGAGAAGAGGGUGAUGUGGGAUUGUUCCGUGGGAUUUUCAAGGCUUUCCCAUCAUCAAAGGUCAGGAAAGUGAUUAUCAACAAAGGUGUCCCCUUUCAUCCGUCUGAGGUUUGCCCAUAUUGUAAGGCUAGACUAUGGAGCAUGCUUCAAGCUAAGAUGAUACCUCAGAGCGCCUGCAUCCGGUUAGAAGCUUAUGAAGACUGCCUCGAGUAUUAUGUAUGCCUCAACGGGCACUUGCUCGGUAUCUGCACCCUUGCCCCUUUAUCUGAUUCAGAAGAGGCAAGUCUCAGCGAUGAUAACAAGCAUGCGGAGACAAGACAGUUGCUUUGCUAAAAGGAACCAUACUGCAGAGGCGAAGUUUGGCAUUUUGAGGAUGUGGGUCUCUAGCAAAAAUCAAAACUUGUGUUCAGGGUAGUGGAAGAAAAGGGAUGACCGGUUCUACAAUUUGAGAGCGUUGCAUGAUGUGUGAUCAUGUUGUUGUGUACAUUUUAUGUACUGAUGAUUCAUAUACAGUCAAUUGUUUAAACCCCUUUCAUCUAUGUUUGUGUAUUUCAUGAUUUUGCAGUACCUCUCCAGAUUUAAGACACCGACAUAAUCACAGCCUAUGUUUUUUA
Messenger RNA from Tarenaya hassleriana, 1340 nucleotides. Its product is annotated as EID1-like F-box protein 1. Gene Ontology annotation, molecular function: protein binding. The transcript is spliced from 3 exons. The coding region runs from base 274 to 1059 and encodes 261 amino acids. The record is from RefSeq and is a predicted model, not a curated record. Lineage: Eukaryota; Viridiplantae; Streptophyta; Magnoliopsida; Brassicales; Cleomaceae.